This is a messenger RNA of Tilletiaria anomala UBC 951, 1300 nucleotides long. RefSeq names its product phosphatases II. The transcript is spliced from 5 exons. Lineage: Eukaryota; Fungi; Basidiomycota; Exobasidiomycetes; Georgefischeriales; Tilletiariaceae. Gene Ontology annotation, cellular component: nucleoplasm; cytoplasm. The coding region runs from base 387 to 1079 and encodes 230 amino acids. Gene Ontology annotation, molecular function: F-box domain binding; protein tyrosine/serine/threonine phosphatase activity. The record is from RefSeq and is a predicted model, not a curated record. Gene Ontology annotation, biological process: negative regulation of SCF-dependent proteasomal ubiquitin-dependent catabolic process; regulation of ERK1 and ERK2 cascade; negative regulation of protein binding.
GCUCCUUGCACUUGCGAAUGCAUGAACGAAAUGGGAGCCCUGCUGCUCCGUUCAGAGCAGCUCAUCAGGUGGCGCAUCCAUCGAAAGGCUGCUACCGCGUGCGCCGCGCCCUGGAAACCCAAGGUGACCUUGUUGGGAGGGCACUUGCUGCCUCGCCCUCGUCGGCGAUGCUGACCCGGCUCAGCUACGAAUAAUCCCUUCCCGAGGGAUGAGCGGCGUGCUGCGUACAGCUGACCAAAACGCAACGUGACCCCCACCGGCUGCUCAAGCCUCGAAAACCCUGCUCCCAGACGGUUGCCAGUACGAGAAACGCAAGCCAGCAACCGCGGAAGUGCGAACGCGCCGCCAGGCCGCGCCACGAGCCCCCUUGCACGGAAGCGCGAGACAUGACGGGGCAGCAUACGGACACGUUUGAGCUGCCGCAGCUCGAUUGGACGUAUGAGAUGCGAAGAGAGUGUCAAGAAGUCGUCUCAGGCAUAUGGGUCGGACCUGCCGAAUCAGGCAAGAACCUCGAGAACCUGCUGCGUCUCGACAUAUCCUCCAUCGUUGUCUUGCGUUCUCCAUGCGAGGCAUUGUUCCUCAAGCCGCGCUUUCCAGAUCAGUUCCAGUACCUUGUCCUCGACGUGCACGACCGACAAGACCAGAAUCUGAUCAGCAUCUACCCGUCGUUCCGGGACUUUGUCGAUGCGUCUCGCGUACAGGGCCAACGCGUGCUGAUCCAUGAUGAUGGCGGUAUGAGCCGUGCGCCGGCAAUGGCGGCCAUGUACGUUAUCGACAAGCGCGCGCUCAAGUUUCAAGACGCGAUAUCUAUGAUACAGUAUCGCCGCUAUUGCAUCCACAUAAACCAGGGGUUCGUGCGGCAACUAAAAGAAUUCGAAGCGGUCUGCCUUGCGCGUGAUCAGUACAAGAAACAUCAACAGACAGGAGAAUCCGCGAAGGAGAUGAAUACCAUCAAAGCUGCGCGGAGGCGAAGAGAAGAGAAUGGCGACAGCAGCUUUGAGGCAAGCGACAACUGGCGGCAACAGAAGAGAGGGAGGGAGGAAAUGGAGGAUGAGGAACGGGAUGCAAUGGAGACUUGAGACAGUGACCAUGCAUUUUCUCCUACUCGAGAGCAUACCUUCAUCAGUACUGUCACCGUUUCUGUAGCCCUAACAAGCAUCACAUUUAGCAUGUGAUUAUUCUCGCGGCAUAUCCAAAACAUCCCGCUUCAAUAUAAGAACCCUUCAGCCGGGAAAGAAAAGUUCUGUAACCACAUACCAAAUUUGCAUUAUAACAUUACGCACGAGGGAAACUGCAAAGG